AUGGUAAAGGCCGUCGUCGGAUUCGGCGCUGCAUGCGGAAUCUCUGCUAUCGUUGCUUGCCUUUGGGCUGCACUUGUCAUCACAAAUGACAUCAAUGACAUGUAUGAUGAUGUGAUGGGAGAGCUCGGAGGAUUCAGAGAUAUCUCUGAUGACACUUGGGGAACCCUUCUCGACGUUCGUCACGGAGCCGGAGAGUCUGCUGAGCAAUACGUUCGUGGAAUCUUCGGACGUCACAAGCGUUCCAACAGCCAAUGCUCUUGCGGACUUCCAUCUCAAGGAUGCCCAGCCGGAGCUCCAGGAAACCCAGGAGCCCCAGGAGAGCCAGGAGGCACUGGACCAGACGGAAAGAACGGACCAACUGGACUUCCAGGACUUAACAUUCCAAUUCCAAAUGACUUCCCUAAGGAGUGCAUCAAGUGCCCAGCUGGACCACCAGGACAAGAUGGACUUCCAGGACAAGAAGGAUUCCAAGGACUUCCAGGAGACGCUGGAAAGCGUGGAACCCCAGGAAAGGACGGAGAGCCAGGACGUGUUGGAGAUAUUGGAGAUCAAGGAACUCCAGGACAAGACGGACAACCAGGACUUGCUGGACCACCAGGACGCGAUGGACUUACCGGAAAGGGACAACCAGGAGUCGCUGGACGCCCAGGAAUGCCAGGACCACGUGGAGAGCCAGGAAACAACGGAAAUCCAGGAGAGGAAGGACAAACUGGAGCCCAGGGACCAACUGGACAGCCAGGAAAGGACGGAUUCAACGGAAACGACGGAACUCCAGGACAAGCUGGACCACAAGGAGCCGUUGGAGCCGAUGCCGAAUACUGCCCAUGCCCAGAGAGAAAGCGCAGACGCGUCUAA
Caenorhabditis elegans is the source of this 855-nucleotide messenger RNA. RefSeq names its product Cuticle collagen dpy-5 (gene dpy-5). The transcript has a single exon. The record is from RefSeq and is marked reviewed. Gene Ontology annotation, molecular function: structural constituent of cuticle. Bases 1 to 855 code for a protein of 284 amino acids. Lineage: Eukaryota; Metazoa; Nematoda; Chromadorea; Rhabditida; Rhabditidae.